This is a messenger RNA of Bactrocera neohumeralis, 4025 nucleotides long. It is a transcript of the gene Rab6, whose product is annotated as ras-related protein Rab6. The transcript has 3 exons. Gene Ontology annotation, molecular function: GTP binding; GTPase activity. The record is from RefSeq and is a predicted model, not a curated record. Lineage: Eukaryota; Metazoa; Arthropoda; Insecta; Diptera; Tephritidae. The coding region runs from base 351 to 977 and encodes 208 amino acids.
UAAAGUAGUGUCAAUCAAACGUUAUAGAAAGAUUGCUGACGGUGACUAAUGAAAAAGCGAUCCAAAAAGUGUAGGUGAAAAUUAUAAAGCUACAAAUUGUAAUUCAAUUACAAGAAAUACGUAUUAAAAUAUUUAGGAAAAAGUUACUUCAAGAGCCAAAAUAAUUGAGUGAGAAAAGUUUAUUAAAAGUGCAUUGAAAAUAAAAAACCCAACCCAAAGCAAAGAGGUCAGCAGUAAAAAAAAGAAAGCAACUACGCCAACGUCGACGAAGAUAAGUGCAAGAAGAAUAAGUAAAGGAGUGAACUAUAAGCAACAUUUUAAGAAAGGGCUGUAAAGCUUAUAUUUAAAAAAUGUCAUCCGGCGAGUUUGGUAAUCCCCUGCGCAAAUUUAAGCUUGUGUUCCUUGGCGAGCAGAGUGUCGGUAAGACUUCGCUGAUCACACGCUUCAUGUACGAUAGCUUCGACAAUACUUAUCAGGCGACAAUUGGUAUUGAUUUUCUUUCGAAAACUAUGUACCUUGAAGAUCGAACCGUGCGACUGCAAUUAUGGGAUACUGCCGGCCAAGAACGCUUUCGUUCACUUAUCCCCUCAUAUAUUCGCGACUCUACUGUAGCCGUUGUUGUCUACGAUAUAACAAAUACAAAUUCUUUCCACCAAACCUCCAAAUGGAUUGAUGACGUUCGCACGGAAAGAGGUAGUGACGUCAUUAUCAUGUUAGUAGGCAACAAGACAGACUUAUCGGACAAACGACAGGUGUCCACCGAAGAGGGUGAACGCAAAGCAAAAGAGCUGAAUGUGAUGUUUAUCGAGACGAGCGCGAAGGCCGGUUAUAAUGUGAAGCAGCUGUUUAGACGUGUAGCGGCUGCGUUGCCUGGAAUGGAUUCGACAGAAAAUAAACCCUCGGAAGAUAUGCAAGAGGUUGUGCUGAAAGAUUCACCAAAUGAAUCAAAGGAUCCCGAGGGUGGUUGUGCCUGCUGAAGAAUCAACGAAUGUAGUGAACGAUCUAAAAACAUAUUAAAAACAAUUAUAUAAUUAGCAGUCUAGAGCACUGAAUGGUAAUUUAACAGUAUGAAGAUGACGAUGUAGAAAAGUAUAAAAAGGCUUAAGAAGAGAUACACAAUUUUAUGUUUAAGUUUAUUUAUAACGUAAAUAAAACUAAAAUCGAUUAACUGAAUAAUCAAUUGAUCUUUAUGAUGGAUAGUAGGCGCAUAAAAGCAUUUAAUAUAUAUGAUUAAAUAUGAUAUCAUUAUAUUACAACUAGUACUGAAACGGUCUGAAGAACAAAUGCUGAAUUAGAUGCUGAAAUUGUCAAGCAUUUUUCAGCCGAGAACGAUUGGUAGUUGGUGGGAUUAGCUGAUAGUUUUUUGCUUACAGAGUAAAAGCACCAUUAAUACAACUAAGCAUUUGAAUAAUUGUGAAUCAUAAAAUUUCAUAAAUACAUACAUAUUUAUGUAGCUUAAGAUAUUGUGAAAUGAUCAUAAAAAUGCCAGCCUACUUAAAAGCAUAAUAUGCAAAUGCACCUUACACUUAUGAAGCAUAUAAAAUUGCUAGAAAUUCAAGAGCCAUAGCGCUCACGUACACCUACUUGAAAUGCAUUUGCAACUUCCAGAGAUACAAUUUUGCCGAGUGUGUAUUUUUAAGAAAAUUAUUUAACUUUUAUAUUUCGUUGCACAGACCUCGUUUUAUGGUAAACACACAAUUUGUAAACUUUAAAAGUCUUUGUUUUAAUAUCUGCCUACCUAAAAUUAUGCAUAAUCUUUCAAUCCUGAUGUCUGUAACUAUACUUAUGUAUAUGUUUUUAGUCAUAUAUAAUUUGAACUUGGCUUGGGUAAACUAACCAUAAAGAGAUAAAUGAAAAAGGGAAAUAAUGUGCACAAAUGGUACGCAAAUAAUAUUUACUUAAUAAUAAGAAACUGCUGAAUUUGACAAGUUAGUGUAUACAAAAGACGAAGCAUACAUAUGAACUUUAUUGUGUUGAAAAAUAGGUAAUUUGUUUUUUUUUAUUCGGUAUUGUUUACACAGAUUACAUUAGCUAUAUAUGUAGAUAAAUACAUAUUGGUAUAGUCCGCUAAUUUUUUACAAUCGAUACAUAGAUUUUUCACUUGGAGGCACUUAUAUACAAUACAAUUUUAUAAACAUAACUUUUAAAAUUGCUUAACACAUUCCUGUUUAUUUUAUUGUGUUACUAUCUAAUUUGUAUUGUAUGUAACUAUUAUUGUCUUUUAAUACUCAAUUGAGUUAUCUACUUAAAAUAAUUGAACAAUUUUAAAUUUGCUGAUUGAGCUUCAAAGAUGGUAGAACCACAAUUUACACAAUUUUAUAAACCUAACCGCUCAUAAAAUAAAUUUUAAGUUGAGUCGCUGAAAUAUUUAUAAAAAAUGCUUGUUGCGUUGGUUUUUGUCAAACUCGGAUUCAUAGUUUUGGUUCCUCACACUUGUAAAAAAUAUAUGUUAUAUUGAGUUUUUAGUAAUUAUUCAGUCAAUUUUUUUCAAAGACAUGAGGAAGUUAAAAAAAUACCAAACAUUUAUUUAUCAGUACCUGUUGUUGCUAUUCAUAUUUUUACUUCCUCCAGUUUUAUUAUAAGUUCUGCCUAAAAAUAUUUAGACUGUAAAAAAUGCAUCUAUACGUAGGUUUGCUCACCGGCUACCACUGUGUGUUCAAGCAUAUGAAGAUUAAAGCAAUGUCUCGCUGAAAAAUAACGAAUUAUAUAGUUAAUUGCAAAACCGAGCGUCACAUUACUUUUAAAUACACAUAUUCAGCCUAACACAACUAAAAAAUUAAAACCAAAUGAAAAAAUAAAAACGAAAUGAUUUAAUAAUAUUACAACAAUUUGGGUCAUCUUAUUAUCAAUGACAUGCAAAAAGCACAUUAUAAAAUUUGACUAGCUUCGAAUUAAUGGCCGCCAAAAUUAAAAUUCUAAUGCAGCUUAACAAUAGCAUUAAUUAAAUUAUGAGAUUGCGAUCUUUGUAGUAAAAAGCAAAUAACUACCACAAGUAUAUGAAAAUUAAAUGAAACAUUUUAAGCAAAUUACACAUUAAGUUAAAGCAUUUGAAUGAUCAGUGGAAAUUGCACUUGCUACGUGAAAAUAUUUUUAAAGGAAUAACAUAUUUGCAAUAAAGUUUUUUGAAAUACAUAAUCCAUUAUCUAGUUUUGUUGUUUCGUACAUUUUCCAUGUAAGUAGGAAAGUAGAAACAAAAAAAAAAAAAGUACAAAAAUAACACUCAGACCCUACGUAAAUUGCUUACAUUCCACCAGAUUAAAAAAGAACCUUUAUACAUACGUGAAUUCGUUGACACAAACUUUUUACAGCACCAGUAAUGACAGUUUCUUAAGUGUGUUACGUUCUUAAGGUUAAAUAUAAUGUAGGAAGUAAUUAUUAAUAUUUAAAAGUAAGCUAAAUCUACUGUAUGGCAACCUCAUACAACGAACAUGUUGUAAGAAAACGAAAUUUUUGUUACCUUCGCGUCGUCCUUGUGCAGCUAGCGUUAUUUGACAUUUACCGGUUGAGCUGAGCAAAUACGCGUGGCUGCGAGUCUUUCCUAUUAUACAAUUUUAUAACUACAAUUAUAAAUAACUAGGAGCAACAUUUAUGGUAUUUGAUAAUUCAUAUGACUGCGCAUUGUUUGAUACUGACAAAAGUACUUCACAUGGAAAGGACAGCAAUCGACAAAAGCUUAUUGGCGAAAUAUGUGGAAAAUAUGUACAGACUCAUGCGCAUUAUUUGAUACUGACAAAAGUACUUCACAAGGAAAAGACAACAAUCGACAGGAACUUAUUGGCGAAAUUUGUGAAAAAUAUGUGCAGACUCAUGCAAACACGAUACGCGCUUAUUGCUUAAAAUGUACCCAAAGGAUUAUAUAUUUAUAAUUUCAUUUUAUUGCACUAAGUGCAUGAACAUAUGAUUAUUUCAUUAAAGCUUUUAUUUAUUUAGCUAUUUUUAAAUGCAAUGGGAAUUCGUUUCAUAAAAACGCCUAUUUGCGUUCAUGUUUUUCUAUUUCAUCUUUAAAUAUACGUUGGUUCUGUUAA